AUGACAUUUCCAAUUAAUCAGGCAGUGAGCACAGACCCUGUCCCGGUUAAGCUACACUACGACAAGUCGCAUGACCAGGUGUGGGUGCUGAGCUGGGGCAGCAUGGAGAAGGCCUCGCCGACCCUGCAGGUGGUGACCCUGGCCAGCGGGAGCGUGCUGCACCACACCGUCCACACCCAGCCCGUGGGGAGGCACUUCGACAGGGUCGACGACUUCUUCCUGACGCUCAUCAUCACCCACGUGAGGUUUGGAUUUAUUCUUCAUAAAGAUGAAGCUGCUCUACAAAAAAUUGACCUUGAAACCAUGUCCUACAUCAAGACCAUUAACCUGAAGGACUACGGCUGUGUCCCACAGGCCUUGGCAUACACACACUUGGGAGGGUACUACUUCGUUGGCUGCAAACCAGACAGCACUGGGGCAGUCCCACCCCAGCUCAUGGUGGACAGUGUGACCGACUCGGUCAUCGGGUUCAACGGCGAUGUGACGGGCACUCCGUAUGUCUCUCCAGAUGGCCACUACCUCGUCAGCGUCAAUGAUGUCAGAGGCCUGGUGCGGGUCCAGUACAUUACCACCAGAGGGGAGAUACAGGAGGCCUUUGAGAUCCACACCAACCUGCACAUCUCCGACCUGGCCUUCCAGCCGUCCUUCACGGAAGCGCACCAGUACAACAUCUACGGGAGUUCGAGCACGCAGACGGACGUGCUGUUCGUGGAACUCUCCUCCGGGAAGGUCAAGAUGAUCAAGAGCCUCAAGGAGCCGCUGAGAGCAGAAGAGUGGCCUUGGAGCCCGAAGAACAGGCAAAUCCAGGGCAGUGGCUUGUUUGGUCAGUACCUCAUGACCCCCUCGAAGGACUCUCUCUUUAUCCUGGACGGCCGACUCAAUAAGUUAAACUGUGAGAUCACUGAGGUCGAGAAGGGAAAUCCCGUCAUCUGGGUCGGAGAUGCCUAGAAGCCUCUUAUUUAAUUAUUGAAUGAAAGUUUUCCAGUACAUGGCACUCCAUCCAUUGUUUACCGUUACAGCUUGAUUUUCAAGAUUUAUAACCUAGUCAGACAUAAAUUACUUGGUCAGCCCAAAUAUAAUAGAUUGUUUGUGACAAAGACAUAGGCAAUUCCUAAUACCGGUUGAUUAGAAAUAUUUAACACAAAUUUUAAUGAGAAAUUACAGCAAUCACAGGAUUGAAAUAUAUAAUGUUGUAGAUCAAUAAAAUAGGAUUCAAAUUUCUUUAAAAAAAUGACAAAACUGUAGAGAGUUUCAGAUGACUUAAGCAAAAUUUCAUUUGGCGGGUAGUUUUUCUAUUUUUUGCUCUGUCCUUUUGAUAUGUUUCAAUGAGAAAUAAAAGGCGUCGGGGAACCUUAAAAUUCUUAAUUCAGAUUCUUCUGUCCCACCCACUGUUUAUAAUCUUUUGUGCCUUGAAGGGACUGUUACAGGAGGAAAGGAAGGUCAAGCGCUACAUUCCGGACACCCUCACCACGAAAACUCGCUUGUCAUUAAACGUUGAACAUC
This is a messenger RNA of Tupaia belangeri chinensis (Chinese tree shrew), 1503 nucleotides long. Its product is annotated as follistatin-related protein 5-like. NCBI's taxonomy places the organism in Eukaryota, Metazoa, Chordata, Mammalia, Scandentia, Tupaiidae. The record is from RefSeq and is a predicted model, not a curated record. Gene Ontology annotation, molecular function: protein binding.